Molecule: messenger RNA, 897 nt
Organism: Fusarium keratoplasticum
Lineage: Eukaryota; Fungi; Ascomycota; Sordariomycetes; Hypocreales; Nectriaceae
Exons: 2
Coding region: 1-897 (298 amino acids)
Cellular component (GO): prospore membrane; ascospore wall; lipid droplet
Source: RefSeq, a predicted model, not a curated record
AUGCCUCCCAACGGCUCCUCUGAGAGCCUCUACUCGGCUCGGAUAGAGGCCCUGUCUCGUCCGGUGCACCGACCUUUGACCUAUCUCAAGCGAGCCGGCAUUGCCGCGUCUUACCCUCUCCGAGGCAUCUGGUUCUUUUGUCGCAACCAGGAGUUCUGGCCGCUUCUUGUCGGCAGAAUCUUUCCAUUGUCGAUAAUUUCGUUCUUGGUUUACCUCCUUCUCUUCACAUUUACCUUUUUGCCCCAGUAUGCCUUCUUGGCCAUCUUCCAUGGCUGGGGAGCAUGGAUCAACGCUGUGGUACUGGUUCUGGGCGAGGGUUUGAUCAUCAUUCAGGGUCUAUUCGAGGGUUUCUUUGUGGACGAAUGCCGAGUUGAUGUAUUUGAUGCGACCCUCAUCAAGUUGUCGUACAAGGAUCUUGUCGCACCCCAGCGAAUCCUCUUCGUGGAUGCGCCCACCGCAGUCAGAAUGCUCGGAAAGCCCACAAGUCCCGCCAUCUACACGCCAUGGAGCAUCAUCCAGAUCGUCGAGCUCAUCGUCUUCCUGCCUCUCAACCUCGUCCCCUUUGUCGGCACUCCUGCCUUUAUCAUCAUCACAGGCACAAGACUGGGCAAGCUCGCCCACUACCGCUGGUUCCAGAUCAAGGGCUACUCCAAGGUUGAGCAGAAGAAGGCGCUGAGGGACCGCGCCUGGGAGUAUAUCUGGUUCGGCACCGUGGCCAUGAUCCUCGAGCUGAUCCCCGUCCUGUCGCUCUUCUUUCUCCUGACGACUACGUCUGGAGCUGCCAUGUGGGCUGCACGAAUCGAGGAUGAGGACAGGAGACCUGCUGAUAAUGGCCCCGUGAGGCGCGAGGAUACUGAUUCAUCUGCGCCGCCUGCCUACACGGACGAUCUUGUAUAA